This is a messenger RNA of Cladocopium goreaui, 3196 nucleotides long. Lineage: Eukaryota; Dinophyceae; Suessiales; Symbiodiniaceae. The record is from the annotation of a GenBank genome assembly.
GUACGAUGCGGACUUCUACGUGGGCAAGGACUUGGUCGACCUCGGUCUACAAGGUGACCAAUGCCAAGGGGACUUCGCAAGAUUCGUGCAGCAACAGCACUCUGAUGCAUUUGCAAAGUUGAAGACAAUGAAGCCAACGUCCAAGCGCGCAGUGCCGUCCAAAGUGCCUGCCGAAGUGCUGGCCUGCAAGGUUAUACGCUUGCCGCAGCAUGAAGUUUUGGAACAGAUUGACGCCUGGAAGCUGACCAUACCAGAUGGUGCAGAUGAUUUGGACAUUAGGGCAAUCCUGGCACGGGCUAUGGCCGGCAAGCCUCCAUUAGUUGCUCCUGCAACUGGUGCUUUAGUUUCGGCCGACUCUAAGCAACCCGAAGUCCCGAAAGGAGAACCACCACCUCUACCUCCGCCUGCUUCGCCGCCGCUCGACACAUUCCAAUGUGAGGGUUGCCAUGAGCAUGUGGACAUGAAUUGCAAGAGCGUCUUACCUCUUUGGUGCCAGGCAUGUUUUGACAAGGAGCUUGCCGCUAGGCAGCGAAAGUGUGCUAACUGCCAGAAUGCGGUGGGAUCCAGCAAUGAAAAUCUUUGCCCAGAUUGCCGUCAAGCCCACGCUGAGAUGCAGGAACACAUGCCCGAGGUUGCGGAAGCUUUGCCGCAACUGAUGGCUCUGGCUGCAGCAGCUGAAUGCUCUGGCGUGCAGUUCCAGGCUGCCACUGUCGAGCAUGCAGCUCCUGAGCGUGGCUGGGUCAAGCUGUCCCGGGAGUCGGAGAUGAAUUGGUUUGCGCGGGUGCAAGCAGUCCUUGAUGGGUCUGCGAAAAUGUCACGGUCUACUUAUCACCAUAGAUGGAAGAAUGAGUUCUCAGAUCAUGACAAGCAGAGAUUCAGGCAACAGAUGUUCCAGCGCCAACACCCUGAUUUACCUGCUCCAGCAAAAGCGCCGGAAAUUGAGCCUCUUGUUGCUGCUGCUUCUGCACCUGAUGAAAGUUCCUUCGGUUCGGACAUGCUGCACAUCGAUGAGGACCAUGCGCAGUCACAGUGUUUAAUUUUUUGUGCUAGCCCCCUGAUUUUUGGUUUGAGCUUCACGUUUCCUUUUUACAUAUCGAUUACAUGGAAGGACUACAGUGCAGAGACUCUUUUGCAAGAAUACGGAGACAUUUCUGCGACUCACGAGGUGCGAUUGCAGCACGACCAACAGCGAUGGGAACUCUAUGGCAAGUUCCUUCUACUCCUGCAAGCUGGCAAGGUCAAGAGAACCGAUUUGGAUGCUGGGGGUUGCUUGGAAUCUUUGCAUAUGAGCCGGAAGAAGCUCAACCAAGUGAAGAUUCAUGUGGGUUCCGGCGGCGUUCCAGCCACAUGCCCUGCACCUUUCAGGACUGGUCGCUCGCCGGCGCUUAAGAUGACAGAGCACGAACGGCGCGACUUGCUGCGAUACAUCGAGUACAUGGCCAAGACGGGGCAAGGCUUGAGUGUUCCACAAUGUCAGCAAGCCGUCACCAUCCUGCAGAUGGAGAAGCAAGGUAUCUUUGAGCAUGGUUUGUCUGCUGGGGAAGCCUUGGCAAGGGUCGAGGAGAUGGGUCACAUCUACGAUGUCUCGGCAGCAUGGCGGGCAUUCAAGGACUGGGUGAAGGCUACUUGCCCUAAGACAUCAUGGUUGGAGGUUCGUAACCUACGGUCCAGAACUUUGCCCGAGCACUCUUCUUGCACCCCAGCGGUGGUGACGCAGGCCAUCAAUCGGCUAGAAGACUUGCUCGUCGAAAUCGGAAUCAUGGAUGAAUCCAAGACCAUCAUUCCAACGGAGGCAAGAAGAUUAGUCUGUACCGACGAGAAAGGAUUUUCUCAACGUACAGAUUCCACAUACCGCGCAGUGGUCCCCAAGGGUUCCAAAGCUGUUGGCCAGAAGCCAGAAACAGGUUGGGAACACAUUACGCUUUGCUCCUUUCUUCCGCUUGCUGGAAGCUCUUACCCAGUGGGCAUAGUUUGUCCAAACAAGCGUGUGCAUCCCGACUUCUCUGUCGCUUGCCCUGGUGCCUACUUUUGGGGCAACGAAGGUGGCUCCAACACGAGCGAAAGUUUUGCCUACUUUGUCCAGGAGUGCUUCGGAAAGGUUGCACGGGAGCAACACCACAUUCCUGAGGACAAUGCGCUAUGCCUAGUCCUUGAUAGUGGAGGAGGAUCCCUCCUCCACUUGUCUGUUGGUCUAGUGCAAGUGUGCCUGAAGCUGAAUAUAAGGUUGUUUUAUCUUCCGAGCUAUACUACCCGUUGCUUGAUGGCAUUGGACCAAAAUGCUCAUCAAUCCAUGUCAGACAGCUGGAAGAAGUUCAAGCAACAUUGGAGCAGCAAGAAUGAGAAGCUCUCCCUGUUGGGUGCUUUACGUGCAAUUCAUUCGUUCCUCCCCACAUCUUUGUCUGAGAAAAUGGCUGAGAUUAGCUGGAGGCGCAUUGGGGUAGCGUCAGGCCAGCAGUGGGACAGGAACAUCUUGUUUGUCGAAAGGGCUGCAGAAAUUUUCAGCACAGUGCGCACUGAAGAGGCGCAGCAGACCUCCACCACAGCCUUGGCAAUUUUGCAGAAUGUUUCGCCUUCGAAGUCCAAGUGCACUGGCUGUGGACAGAUGUUGGCUAGCAACAUGAAACUCUGCUUCACCUGCGGAAAGCCAAAUGAUGCCUACAAAGAGGAAGAUUACAAGGUGCACAAGUCUGGAUGGCGGUCUGGAUGGAAAAACAAUCCAACGUUUGAACCUCCUGCGGUGUCUGAAAAGGAAAAAGAAUUGCUGAACCAGGUGGAUGACCUCACCCUGGCAUUGCGAAAAAGAAAAAGUAAAGCUGAAUCGGCAGAAAUUCCGGGCGGGCAAGGAGAACCUGUGCCCCAACCUGCCGCCAAGCAAAGCAAAACUUCAGGGGCAACCCAGGAGCCUGCGCACGAGCCUGCGCCAUGCCCAGAAGAGGAAAUUGAUAUCGGUAAUGACGAAGGAUGUGUCCAAUACAUCGUCGCUUCUUUUCCAGCGUGCGACAGUGACACUGUACAGCCAGUUGCUGAGCACUAUGUUGCCUCUUUGAAGUCUAAGAUUUGCAAAGGGAAUCCUCUUUGGAGCGUGUUCAACAAAGAAGUCAUAAAGGGAGGCCUGUUGUCUAGCAAGGCUGGACGCAAGGGACUCGCAGCAUGCGAGAAGCGCUGGCGUAACGAGGCUGCGAAGGAGCGCGCCAAG